Messenger RNA from Gossypium raimondii (Peruvian cotton), 609 nucleotides. RefSeq names its product non-specific lipid-transfer protein 2. Bases 102 to 395 code for a protein of 97 amino acids. The transcript has a single exon. Lineage: Eukaryota; Viridiplantae; Streptophyta; Magnoliopsida; Malvales; Malvaceae. The record is from RefSeq and is a predicted model, not a curated record. Gene Ontology annotation, biological process: lipid transport.
CUACUAUAAAUUAUGUCCAAGUUCAUGCAGAAAAAAGGCACCAAAUUGUUUAUAAUCACAUGUAUUAACUUUUUUUGUGUUUGUAGGAAGAAGAAAAGAAUAUGAAGAGGGUUUCCUUUGUCAUGAUCUUGUGUGCGGUGGCGUUGUUUUCAGGUGAAACACGCACGGUGGAAGCAGUGACAUGCAGCCCCAUCGAGCUCAUCCCAUGCUUGCCGGCAAUCUCAACACCGCCAAAGCCUCCAUCCGCCGCUUGUUGCAGAAAGGUGAAGGAACAGCUACCAUGCUUUUGUGGCUACCUUAAGGACCCAGGUGCUAAGCCCUUCAUCGACAAUCCCAAUAUUCCAAAGGUGGCUAGCUCUUGUGGAGUUGCACAUGCAUAUCCUCCUAAGUGUUAAAAUGUUGCUUUCAUUAGAGCAUUCUCGCUCAAGGACUAGUAUGAAUAAAUUAAUAAAUUAAAUGGAAAUUUAUCUAAUAUUUUACUCAUUGUCCAAAUAAUUUUAAUAUACUCUUCACCCUUUUUAGUAUUUACAUUUGUUAUUUUGAUUGGUGUUUACAUUUGUGGGAAAAAAAUCUGCAAAAUGAUUCAAAGUUCAAACAGAGGAGAAACAG